AUGAACUACAUAAAAGAGUCUUGUGCAGAAUUUAAGGUAAAGGGGGAUAACAUCUCUAGAAAUAAUAGUAGUAAUAAGAUGAUUGAAAUGUGGUAUUUAUAUUUAUAUAAUCAUAAGAAAGGUUUAUUUUAUUUCAAUAUUGAUGAGAGUGAUAAUUAUAAUGGCUAUUAUUGUUAUGAUAAUUUUUUAGAGAUAUAUAAUAAGAUAAAAAAGAAUGAGUUGUGUCGGCAUGUAAUAAGUUUAAGUUCUGAAGAGUAUGCAAUUAAAAAAGAAGAAGAAGCUAAGAAUAAUUGUAUAAAUAUAAAAGAAGAUAUAUAUUAUAAUAGUGAUAUUGAGCCAUAUGUUAAUGAUAAAAAAUGUUUUAAUGUAGACUUAAUAAGUUCUGAAUAUAUUUAUGAUCGUAAUAUAAGAAAUACUAAAUGUUUUUGUUCUGAAAAGAAUAGAUCAUUUAACAGUUUAUUGUAUUUAAACAAUCACUUAUCAUAUUUGUAUGGAAAUAAAAUGGAAUACAUUGAAAAUUUUUUAGAAGAGUAUAAUAUGAAAAGAUUUGAAGAUGUUUGUAAUAGAGGUGUUUUAAAUAAUUUUAAAUCUGAUAUAUAUGAAAUAGGUAUAUAUGAAGAGAAUGUGGUUUCUUUUAAAUUACUUGAUUGUUAUAAUGGACAUGUUAUAAAAACUACAUAUUAUAUGAAUGAUGAUUUAAUAUUUAAGGAAAUAGAAAACUUGUUAAAUAAAAUGUAUCCACUGAAACAUAUUUUUAAUAAUGAUAGUGUUGUAAAAAACUAUCAGAAAAAAGUAUCUGAAAAUUUGAAAAUGGAAGAAUCUUUAAAAUUUGGAAUUGUACUUGAUUUUGAUUAUGUAAGAGAAUGUUUUGAAAAUACUAAAAAAAAAUGUAUGACAUUAUUAGAUUUCUUAAUAAUUCUGGAUAAAAUAUUGGAAAUCUUUAGACAAAACUGCGUCAUAAUGUUUCUGCAUGUAUGUAUUUUUAAUGAUAACGAUACAAAUAAAGAUAUUAAUAAUUAUAGAAAACAAUAUUCUUAUAUAUUUGAAGAAUUAAAAGAUACUCUUAAAUUAUUAGAACAAAAAGGUAUUCCUGUUGUUAUCAGAAUCAAUCCAUUUCAAUCUGUUCGUUUAUUAUUAAGUUAUAAUGAUUUUUCUAAUCCAUUUAUACAAGAUGUAAAUGAUAUGUAUUUAAAUGAGCAAGUAGAUCAUAUUGUGUUAGUAACAAAUAAUUCGAAUCUAAUAUCUUAUUGUUAUAAUUUUGAUCAUAGAAUUACUUAUUCUAUUAAAAAUAAAAAUAAUAAUGUUACAAGUAUUAAUAAUAGUAUCAUAAACAAACAUAUAUAUAUUGAUACUACAAAUGAGAUAUCCAAUGAUGAUCUUAAUGAUGAUCAUAAUGAUGAUCACAAUGAUGAUCACAAUGAUGAUCACAAUGAUGAUCACAAUGAUGAUCACAAUGAUGAUCACAAUGAUGAUCACAAUGAUGAUCACAAUGAUGAUCACAAUGAUGAUCACAAUGAUGAUCACAAUGAUGAUCAUAAUAAUAAUAGCAACAUUAUUAUGUUUAAUAAACCUGUAAUUGUUAUCUCUUCUUUGAGUUCUUUACCCUUGAAAAAUAAUAAAAUACAUGAUGAUAUAACUCUUGACAAUUUCUGCUACAUGACAUACAUUAUUAAAACUUUGUAUUUUCGUUUUCAAUCUAGAAAUAUACGUAACAUGCUCAAAAAUAACGUGAACAAUACAACUAAUUUGAUAAUAAAUCGGAUAGAUCAAAUGAAUAAAACAAAUCGCGUCAUCAAAAAUAAAAUUAAUGUCCUCUUAUUAGAUGAUAUUCUUAAUAAAAUAUUACUCAGAAAGGAAAAUAAAAACAUGAGCAUUCAUCAUCUACUACAAAAGGCAUAUUCUCCCUUAUAUUAUCCAAUUCAUUACUAUAUAAAAGAAAAAUGUAAAUAUAAAUAA
Molecule: messenger RNA, 1956 nt
Organism: Plasmodium adleri (nom. inval.)
Lineage: Eukaryota; Apicomplexa; Aconoidasida; Haemosporida; Plasmodiidae
Product: gametocyte development protein 1, putative
Exons: 1
Coding region: 1-1956 (651 amino acids)
Source: RefSeq, a predicted model, not a curated record